AUGCCACCCAAAGGCAAAGACAAGCAAGGGGGCGGCUCCAAAGUCACGAUCGAUAAGACGUUUGGUAUGAAGAACAAAAAGGGAGGCAAGGGGCAAAAGACGGUCGCACUCAUCCAACAACAACAGAAGACAGCCGGCAAAUCCAAAGAGCAACUAGCCCGCGAGAAGCAGAAGGAGCAGGACAAAAAAGCGGCAGCGCAAGCGGCGAAGGAGAUUGCGGCCGAUCCGUUGUUCAACAUCAUCCAACCCAAAGUGCCUUUUGGGGUGGAUCCCAAAACGGUGACGUGUGCCUUUUGGAAAGCGGGUCGAUGCGAUAAGGGUACCAGAUGCAAAUACGGUCAUUCAAAUGAUGCAGGGAGGAAGACGGAGAAGAAGGAUCUGUACACCGACAUGCGCGAUGAAGACGAAGAGAAAAAGCUGGACACCAUGGACAAGUGGGACGAUGCCAAGUUGAACGACGUCAUCCUGUCCAAGCAUGGCAAUCCGAAAUCCACCACGGACAAGGUGUGCAAGUUCUUCCUGCAGGCGGUGGAGGAUGGCAAGUACGGUUGGUUCUGGGAAUGUCCGAAUGGUGGCGAGAAGUGCAUGUAUCGUCAUCGCUUGCCGCCAGGAUUCGUACUCAAAUCCCAAAAGAAGGAGCUAGAGGCUCUCGAACGGGCAAACGAGAUCAGUUUGGAGGACUUCCUCGAAACCGAACGCCACAAACUCGGCUCCAACCUCACCCCCGUCACCGCCGACAGCUUUGCCAAAUGGAAAAAGGAGAGAAUGGACAAGAAACAGGCCGAACACGAGAUGCUCAAGAAGAAAAAGGAGGCGCAGGCCGCAGCCAACAAGAUGGCCGGCCUGAGCGGAAGGGAGAUGUUCAGCUUGAAUCCGGACAUGUUUAUCGACGAGGACGACGAUGAUGCUGGCGAGUUUGAUUUGGAGCAGUACAUGAACAAGGAUUGGGAGCAGGGGAGACAGGAUGAGGACGAAAGGGCGGGGAUUUCCGAGGAUGAAGAGGAUGUGGCGAAUGGGGUUGGAAAGAUGGCCGUGUGA
This is a messenger RNA of Kalmanozyma brasiliensis GHG001, 1038 nucleotides long. Its product is annotated as Zinc finger, CCCH-type. The transcript has a single exon. NCBI's taxonomy places the organism in Eukaryota, Fungi, Basidiomycota, Ustilaginomycetes, Ustilaginales. Bases 1 to 1038 code for a protein of 345 amino acids. Gene Ontology annotation, cellular component: cytosol. The record is from RefSeq and is a predicted model, not a curated record. Gene Ontology annotation, biological process: cytoplasmic translation. Gene Ontology annotation, molecular function: metal ion binding; mRNA binding.